CAGGCAGCGCGCUGCUGGGGAGGCGGGGGCUUAUCGGCCAGGCAGGCAGGCAGGACUCCGCCCGCGCGCCGCUGGCAGAGGUGGCCCCGGCGCCUGGCCCCUCCUCGCCCGGCCGAGCAGCUCCGCCUCUCCUGCCUCAGUCGCCGAGCCCGGGCCUGUCCAGCGCCACACGCUCCAGCUCCUGCCGCCGCCGCCGCCUGCAACCCGAGCCCGCCGCCGGCCACGUUCCUGCUUCGCCAUGGAGGAUUAUCACAAGCCCGACCAGCAGACGCUGCAGGCCCUGAAGGACACGGCCAAUCGGCUGCGCAUCAACUCCAUCAAGGCCACCACCGCGGCUGGCUCCGGGUGAGCCAAGGGGGAGAGGGAGGGAGGGAGGGAGGGAGCCGGGCUCGACUCAGGCACAGCGAACCUCCCUCACCAGAGAAGUGCCGGGGCUCACACGCCUGCCGGCCAGUCACGCCUUCUCUCUUGGAAGGCCCCGGAUCUCGCAGACGAGGGAUCAAGGCAGCCUGUCUUGCUUAGCACGACGAAGGAAAACUGCCUCACCUUUGGUCGUAGCUUAGUGUUGCGCGACUCGGACUGGCAGUCGGCACUCGGGGUUUCCAGGCAGAGAGGUUCUCCCAGCCCUACAGUGGAGAUGCUAAAGGUUGAACCGAGCACCGUUUGCAUGCCUUUCCCCUGUAAUAGACGCCGCUUCCGGAGUGCAGACCUGUUUCUCCAGAGCUGAAAUGAACUCACGGAGGGAUGGCAGCAGUCUGCCUGACAUAUUCAGCACUGGCCGCCCGCCUUUGAUCUUGCCCCACGUUUCCCACCCACAGUGUGGGGUGGGGGCGGAAAGUUGCUCUGUUGAUGCCUUCUGUAAAUGUCCCAUGCCACCUUUAUCCCAGGGUAGAUCUUACUUGGGUGCUGGCUAUCCUCCUAAGAACAGACCCUUACCAUUUUCUGAGCAAGGUGGGGUCAACUCUCUUAACAUCUAUUUUUUGCUCCAACCCACAACAUAUCAAAGCAUUAUCCAACUGCCUGAAGGUAGGAAAAUGUACUUGCUAUCUCCUUAAACAGAUUGUACCAUUAUUGGCAUUUCACCCCAUAAGAUGGAUAAGUUCUCGUCUCGUCCCUUCACUCUUAAUAAUCCUAGCUAGCAAAAGGUAGCCCCUACUUAGGUGUCUCUUUGGUACAGUACUGUGUAGCCCAAGAAGAUAGUUGUGCUUUCCUUCCCUGGUCCUGCUACAAAUGAUUCUAGAGCAAGGCUACUAAUGUGUCAAACAGCCUUGACACUACCAUCUGUUUGUGUGGACUUCUGUGCCUCUGGAUGAAAUUUGGUCCAAAUCUUGCUUCUUACUGUUGCGCGUGUGUGCAGUCCAGGGGAUUUCUGCAGAGAUCUGACUGUUGAAAUCCAUUGACAUGCAUCGGUCAUCAAGCCACAAUGUGCAUACACUGUUACCUAAACAUUGUAUUUGAGUUCAGUAGGGUGUUUCUCUUGGAGCAAUAAUUUAUUUCACAGCUUUGCCCAAAUGGGUUAGCGAUAUCUUAAACAUUAUACCUGUUUGCAUACCACCUGUUUCCCCCCCUCUUUUCUUAAAAAGCAGUAAUGAUAAAUAAAAUAUAGAGCUGAAGAUCUUUGUUCUUACUGGGAAACCUUGAAUUUUGAGUUGCAAAAUGAGUUCAGAGCUUCCAUUAGGUUUUGAAAUGCAGGUUUAAAGCAAUCUUUAGGUGUCAGUUAUGUUUCACAACUCAUGUAAUAAGCAAACCUGGUUUGGCAACCUAAAGCUUUCAACAGCCAUACAAUUUAAUGGAGGAUUUUCUUUGGAUAGAAGAUGUAGCCAUUACAAAUCACUUUAGAAGGUUGCAGAUAUAGUGAAGGUGCAAAUAGAAUUAGAUAGCUUAUUUGCUUCAUCUGUAGCUGGAUUGAAUUUGGGAUUUGUGUAAGUUCCAAGGAGCUGAACAAACCCAUUUUCAGCUGGUGCCUGCAGCCCUAUACACAUUUAUCUGGGAGUAAGUCCCAUUAAACUCAAUGGGACAACUUUUGAAUAGACCAAUGUUAGGAUUAGAAAGAGAACGGAGUUAAUUGCUCUUAAAUACUGUAUAGGAGCUUUUCUGAUUAUACUCAUACAGUUUGUUUAUGCAUGUAGUGUGUGUGUCCAAAUGUUUGGCUCCGUGUGGAUAGCGUGCAGAAUCAACCCUUCUACCAUAAUGCUGUCUGCUUUAAUCAUGUGCAGCUAAAGUGGGCAGCUAAAAUCAGAGCACCCAGAAAGCGUGAGAGUAUAAUAUUGACAGUGUAUUUUUGACACAGAUGAAUUGGGAUAUAAGGUUCUUCAUGCGUAUGAUAUGACAGAAAGGGAACUCAGGAAUGCUCUCUUGACACACAGUUGGAAGAAAAACAAUUUAUGCUUUCAGCCAAAUUCUUUCUUUUGUACCCAACAGUCGUAACUAAUUAUCAGCAAAAUUUCAAGUUCGCCAAAGUGGGAUUAUUUUUCAAAUGCCUGAAGUCUCAUAUGGGCAGUUUAUUCAGGCUUUAGAAUAGAGGUUAUUUUAGGCUCUGCCUGCAGAUUCCAGAGUUAGUCUAGUUUUGCUUGUACUCUGCGAUGGGAAAAAUCCAUUGUCUUUUGAUGUGAAAAUCAAGCUAUUUCCCCACAUCAAACAGGUUUAUUUAAUGUUCCAUUGACAAACACUGAUUUUCUAAAAUCUCUUUACAAUAUAUUUACUUUGUUUCAGCUAUGGAUUGUAUUUUUUUCAUUUUCUGUUGAUUGUGUGUGCUAUAUUAUUUAAGGUUCACAUUGUCACAUUUUAAAAUUUAAUUUUUAGAAGCAAAAGUUUUCUGUAAGGUUGAAACAUCUGCCCACAUUUUAAAUUCCUUUUGUCUGCAGUGAUCUCACUGAAUUUUGUAAGGUGCAUGAAAAUGCCAUCGUUGGAGGCAUUCCUGCACUGAAUCUCAUUUAAAUGGAAUGUUAAAUUCUGACAACCACACAUUCUGUUCUGAGGUCCAUCUGAAGGAUUAGGGAUAAUAAUACAUAUAUAUAUAAAUGUAAACCCUUCCACCUUGUGUUGGGCAACAAAGUUGCGACAAAAGAAAAGUGAUGGACCCAUUUUGAAUUUGAAUGAAUUCAAACCAUUGCACCAUAGUUCAGCCUUAACGUUGGUUCAAUGUGACAUCAGACCUGAGAAACCAUGAUUUGUAAUGGAACUGAAAAUUACAACGGGGAACAUGAUAUGAAGUGAGUUUGCUUGUACUAGCUGUAAUUCCAUGAUUGUCUGAAUUGACACACCAUAGGUAUGGCUGAUGCCUUGGUGCACCAUUAAGGCAGAAAAGCUGGGGGAAAUGAAAGUGCACAUGUGACUUCAGUUGUAGCAUCUUCAUGGGUGCUCUAUUCUGCUGGCAGGAUAGUUCUCCUCUUUCAUAGCCUAACUCUUACUAGAUGCUUCCUCUGUAGCUGUGUUCAGGGCAGCUCACAGUAUUAGAGGAGUUUGGAACAAACAGGGAACAGCCUUAUAACGAGUCCCUUCGUAAGAGAAGUAACAACAGCAAGAAUUUAAAUGCAAGUGUAUUUUAAAACUGAUAUUAGUUCUAAUCAUCGUGCCUGAUUUGCCUUGAAAGGAGCGUGUUCUGCUUGAUCCUAAAGUUCACCAAGUCAUGUAGAAGGUGGCAAAAACCUUAUUCUCCCAGAUGGAGCUCAAAAUGACUUUAUAUUGGUUGUGGGUGGUGUUAGCAACUCGGUGCACGGCUUCACCGUCCUCCUGAAGCCAUGCUGUUCUGCGGGUGGUUGCUCCGCCCUCCUGGCUGCCGCAGUGCCUGAUGGGUUCCCACCAAGCCCAGAUUCAAAUUCCGGCCUAUCCGCGGUGGCCUUGGGGUGGGGCAAGAGCAGCAGACUGAGUUGGAGCAGGCUUCACUCUGGUCCGCUCCAGAAGCAUAAAAAGGGGCCAGAGCUGACCUCUAAUCUUGUUUUUUCUUACAGGCUAACCUUUCUCCUUUCUAGGUUCUCUGGCGUUGAUAUGGUUGUACAAUGGCUGCUGUUUUCUCACAGCUGGGAAAUAAUUUCCCCUGCUCUACAGGUUUUGCCUACCCAAUAGCAAUUGUCACAACUUUGGCGAUUUUAGGCAUUGGGCGGAAUCCUUUAGUCUUAACAACUGAAAGAGGGUAAAGUGGUGACUUAUCCCUUUUCGGCAGCGACACCAGGGUACCCUGUUAAAGGGGUCUUGAGGGGAGUCUUUGUCCACAAGGGCACAACAAGUGGGCCAUAGAACUCCCCCCAGUGACGUGGGAGAGAGCCAGUUGCGUAAACACACAUUUUGCAGGGGCCCCAUAUUCCCGUUUGACUGUGACUUGCCUCAGACCCCCAGCAGGGGGGCUGAGAGGGAUACACACCCAGUGCCUAUGCCAAAGUUUCCAACAUGUGAAAUUCAAUAAAGUUGUGGCCAUUUUAAUCCCUAAAGAUGUUGUCGUGUCUCCUGCUUGAUCCUGAGGUCUGGCUCCCGGUGGGGUGGGGACUUUGCCUGGGCACGCAAAAAUCAUUUAUAACUAGCUACCAUUGCCAGCUGAGCUACAAGCAGCAAAUCUGGAUCCAGAGCAGCAAAUUGAUUCUGUCAAUGCCGUGACUCUCCAGAGCAGGCAAUGCAGCCUCAUUCUGCAAUCUCUAUUUCUUUUUAAUUCAGUUUCAUACUUCCCAAAUAUAUAUCAUGCAUUCUUUAGCAAUCAACUUAAGAGCUUGCAAAUGGAUAGAGAGGCAGUUUGGAUUCACCAGACUUUGAGUGUGUCUCUAGUUGAGGGCAAAUAGCAUUCCUCAGCCUUGGUCACAGCUCUUCUGUACUUUCAAAGCCUAUGCUAAUUUUUAUGCGCAUUAAAAUGUGACUCUAUCACAAAUGGCUACAUCUCUUGUAAUAAAGUAAUUUGUUAAGGCAAAACCAUUUCUGAGGAAGGAUAUGGAAUGAGUGGGGGGAAAACGAAGCAGGUUCUGGGGGUAGGGGAAGAAAGUACCUAACCAUAAAGCAGAACCCUUAGAAGGAAGUUGUCUUUCUUAUUCUCGGUGUGGUGUUGCAAUAGCUAUAUUUACCAUUUUACAACAUCAAGGUGGUUCCUGUUUUAUUUUUUGAGGUCAGUUGGAGUUCUGUCUGAAGGAGACUGUGGGGAUGCAAAGCCUAGUGACUGGGAAAUUAAGAGAUGGGAACAAUGUGAUUGUACAGUACAUUCAAAUACAGGAUCAAUAUUUAUUUGAACAGUCUCUUUAGUAAAAAGCAGGGAGCAGAGACUCAGUACUCAGUUCGGCAAGAUCUAAUUCCUCCUUUGUUAUCCCUGGGGCCAGAUACUAGAAUGAAUAGAUGUAGAAUGAAUAGAUGGAUAUCAGUUCUUGCCACUCCUUGGGAGCAGAAAAUGGCCAGAAGUAAAUGCAUGAUGAAUCAUGUUAUGGGGCUCUGCAAGUCUCCAGUUGAUAUGCCCUACCCACUUCUUUGUUUGCACUAACAGAAAAGUGCCUGAGGACGCUUGGGUAGUCUUUUAGUCCUCUUUCCCUAUUGUGUCCAGACUGAGCCAUCUAGUAGAGUCUUAAAAGGGUCUCAUGACCACCAGGGGGCGGGUAACAUGCCAGUUGUGGGAGGAGCCAGAGGUAGAAGUAGGUGAUGGUGAUGGCGACAAACAAUCCAGAGCUGGAAGGAGGAGGCAGCCUUUGUCCAUGAGGACACUUAUCUUCCUUGAAUGGCAAUGAUGAAUGAGUGCAUGCUCAGACUAUGUAACUGCCUUUUCAAGGGGACUGUGACUGCACCCAGAACAGGCUGUCUACCUAAUUCCAGAGAAAGCAAUCUACUAAUCUACAGGACCUCCCUCUUGUCUGGAUUCAGUAUCUACUUACUGGUCCUCAUAGAAUUAUAGAGUUGGAAGUGAUCCCAAGGGUCUUCUAGUCCAACCCCCUGCAAUGCAGGAAUCCCAACUAUAUAUACAUGACAGAUGGCCACCCAACCUCUGCUUUAAAACCUCCAACAAAGGAGAGUCCACAACCUCCCAAGGGACCUCCCAUUCCACUGUCAAACAGCUCUUACUGUCAAAGUUCUUCCUGAGUCUCUCUUUCUUUCUUUUUUGUAACUUCAAUUCAUUGGUUCAAAUCCUAUCUGCUUCAGAGCAGGAGAAAACAAGCUUGCUCCAUCUUCCAUGUGACAGCUCUUUAGAUAUUUGAAGAUGGCUAUCAUAUCUCCUCUCAGUCUCCUCUUCUCCAGGUUAAACAUACCCAGCUCCUUAAUCUGUUCCUCAUAAGACUUGGUUUCUAAACCCUUGAUAAUCUUGGUUGCCUUCCUCUGCACAUAUUCCAGCUUGUCAACAUCCUUCUUAAAGUGUGGUGCCCAGAACUGGACACAAGAGUCCAGGUGUGGUCUGACUAAAAUAGAAUAGAGUAGGACUAUUACUUUCCUUGAUUGGAACACUGUACUUCUGUUGACGCAGCCUAGAAUAGCAUUAGCUUUUUGCUGAUGACUCCUGACUUUUUUGUUAUUUUUAACCUCUCUUGCAAGUCUGAGAUUUGGCCCACCUGACCUUUCCCCUGCAACUGCUGGUAACUCAUGAAUACUCUUCCUUUGGGAUUUCCCAUUUCUUCCACUUCUUAUUCAUUCCCUUCUUACAUCUCAGCUCAUCUGUAAGUUCCUUAUGUUGCCACACUGGUUUCACUAGAAGCAUCCCAUGCAUCUGGGCACUGGUCAAGGAUUCAGAUAACAAGGAGAAAUAGAGCUAGAUGGCGUCUGGGCCAUGUUGCAUAGUGAUAGCAACUUCCUGAAGCAUCCCUGCCUUUAGCACAAGCCCUGAGUUCACAGACCUGGUGAUUGGUGGCUGUAGGCUGCUGGCUGUCCUACCCAGCUGGCCCUGCAUGCUCAACCUGAGCAAUCACAUUGGUUUUUGCAGGUCCUUUUAAGUGCAGCAAGUCAAGGUAGUCUCUUGACUACUGCCUCCUUUGCCAACAUCUGGAAUAAGUGACUUUCUUAACAUGGGUUCACAACCUCCAUCAAGAUUGUGGUGCAUGUUUCCAAAUGUCUCUUCUUGGUAAAAGCCGAAAUUGGUUGUUUUAUGCUUUCAUGUUGUUACGCCUUUCUACUCCUUUUGGUCAUAUUUGCCUUUGCAUAAUUCCACCCCACCCGCUGGCACUUGGUGCGUUUUUGCUUAAUCAACUGUCCAUGCUGAGUAGGCAUCUUUUGUAUUGCAGCUCUGUUUGUUUUGUGUUAAUCCAAGCAGUUUGACCAGAACUAAUAGAAUUUGACGAUUGAAAGAAGAGAGGUUUGAGAAAGAACAAAUGGUUAUUGUAGUUUCAGAGGAAUAUUUUAUUUUUUAAGAAAUUGCAAGAAGGAAGUUACGUAUGAAUGUAUUUCCAUAGAAUCCACUGUGUUUACAUUCCUUUUCCAAAACAUGUUGUCCGUAUUGGGAGUGAUGUUUGCAAAUGUAUAGGGAACAAGUUAUUUUGCACAUUGGCCAAUAGUUGAAAAUCUCUAGUUUCAACAGGAAUUGUUUUUUACGUGGAAUGUGUUGAAUUUCAGAUAUUGGAGCGUAGCUCGGUUUGUAAACUGAAUUCCAGUUACUGAUGGAAGCUGAAAGGUAGAGGGUGUCCUCUACUACGUCUUCUGCAACACCUUAGUUCAUUUUGAAAUCUGCUUGAAGCCUUUUGCAGAAGUCUUAUGAAAAUUAGUGGUACUUGCAGAACACUAUUGCUUAGUGUGUGCUUUUUUGCAAUAUCAGUAUUUUGCAAUCUAAUCCUAAAGCUGCUGUCAUACUCCCACAUACCUGUAAGUAAGCCCUGUUGAAUUCAGUAAGACUUACUUUUGAGUAAAUGUGGCUAGAACUGUGUUGUCCAUCUUGCCAAGUUUAAUCGGACUUGUUUCCUGGUAACCAAGGUUGCAAUCCUAAGCACAUGUAACAUCUCCCCCUCCAGUGGAUAGGUAGCUCAAUUUUCAGUUUUUAUAUUUUAUUAAUAUAAUUUUAAACCUGUUUUAAAUUUUUUUUUAAUGCUAACAAUUAUUGAAGUCCCCUACCACAAAUAUCUGUAUUUCUAUAACUAUGUAUUUAUAUCUGUAUCUAUAUCUGAGUGCCCAGAGGGGUAGCUGUGUUAGUCUGCUGCAGCAAAACAGCAAGAAGUCUUGUCUGAUGAAAUGGACUCUUGUCUACUACAACAUAUGCUGUAAUAAAUUAGCUGGCAUUUAAGGUGCCUUAAGAUUCUUUGUUGGAAUUGAGAAUUGUUGUGGUAAAAUGUUUUUAAUUGGUUGCUUUAAUUUUUUUAAAUGUUUGUUUUCAUUCCCUGUUUAAUUUUUCUUCUUCUACAUGUUCACCAAUAGGUUUAUUUAAAAACUUUACCCUCAGAGCAGCAGUUCUUUAGAGAGAUGGUUAAGUAUAACAUUUAUAAGAUUUAAGGAAUGAAAGCCUUUUAAGCAAGCAUGUAAGGUUUACUGAUUAACAGCCAUGUGUAAAUAUUUACUAAUACAUGUUUUUGAGUCGUGACUUAAAUCUAAUUAUUUUAAUUCCUAGUGUGCAAGCACUUAACAAGGGAUGAGCACUAACCUUUACUCCUGUUUUUUAAAAAAAGCAUUUGCAUGUGUUUUAAGAAAUUGUUAACGAGAGUGCUGUUCCCAAAGGAGUUUGGAUUAGGAAGCAAUAUUUAAUUGGCAGCUUGAUAAUUAGCACAUUAUAUAGCCUUAAAUCCUGUGGAUGUCAUACAACUGUUGUAUCAUGUGUUUGGAUUUAGGAUUUUAAAAAUGCUAACAUGCAUGGAAAAUGUAAAGGGAAAAUGCCUUGUGACAGCCAAACUAGUAGACCGUUACUCUAUGAACAGGAUUUCUGGCUGUUAACUAUUAUAGCUGCCCUAUAGCAUGUCAGCUAGUACAACUGACAAUUCAUUCCACUGGAUCAUUACAAGCUACUGACGCUUUUAGACUAGUAAUGUUUAAAACUGAGCGUGAUCCUAGGUCACAGAUUUCAGCCAUAAAUUUACGAACAGUUUUACUCUAAUUCUGCAGUCCAUAAUACACUUAUACUAGGGAGUAAGCCUCAUCGGGACGCGGAUGGCACUGUGGGUUAAACCACUGAGCCUUGGGCUUGCCGAUCAGAAGGUCGGCGGUUCGAAUCCCUGCGGCGGAGUGAGCUCCUGUUGCUCGGUCCCUCCUCCUGCCAACCUAGCAGUUCGAAAGCACAUCGAAGUGCAAGUAGAUAAAUAGGCACCGCUCUGGCGGGAAGGUAAAUGGCGUUUCCGUGCACUGCUCUAGUUUGCCAGAAGCGGCUUAGUCAUGCUGGCCACAUGACCCAGAAGCUGUAUGCUGGCUCCCUCAGCCAGUAAAGCUGGAUGAGCGCCACAACCCCAGAGUCAUCCGUGACUGGACCAAACGGGCAGGGGUCCCUUUACCUUUACCUUUACCUUUACCUUUUAAGCCUCACUGAACCCAGUAGGACAGGAAUGAGGAACCUCCAGCCCAGGGGGCCAGUUUUGGCCUGCCAACUUUCCCCAUUUGGACUGCAAAGCCAUUUUGUGCAAGCCAUGCUCACCUGUCCAACACCUGAGGGUCAUACAGAUAAGGGUGGGGGGCCUUUGAAAUGCUGCACAAAACUGGUACCCAGCACUAAGCAGGAUUGCCCUCCUGGUACAUUGGCUGAUGCAAAGAAAGGGUGAUCCUACAGGAAACUCCCUCACACACCCAAAUCUGCUCAGUUUGGCUGCACUUUCAGAACACUCAGCAGGUAGCAAAGCACUGCUAAAAGCUAGCUUUUUUUUUCAUUUCAGCAGCUGUUUCACUGUAAACCCCUUGUAGUGAAACAGAUGUUAGCAGUGCCUUCCUGCCUCCUACAAACUUUGAGGUCCUGACUUUGGGAUUUCAAAGGGCAAAAAUCCUUGAUAUUGUUUGUGACAGAAUGUGGGUUGGCAGGUAGGCAUCCUCACUCACUUGUUAAAUGUGGCCCAUGAGUUGGAUCUGGCCUGUGGAGCCAAAAGGUUUCUCCACACUUGAAGCAGGGCUAAGUAAUCUUACAUAGGGUUGAGCUGUAAAAUUCUGUUAAAUAUAUUAAAAUAAAUGAUAUAUUAUUGAUAAGUCCAAAUUCUGAAAUCCAGAUGCCUUGCUUAUGGAAUGCUGUUAUACUAUCUAUAAUUAACUGUAUGCAUUCUUAUAAAUUCUGUCUUUUAGAGACAAAGUAAAUCACACUGCAGGGUCAUGCUUGCUUUCUCAAUUUCUCCAAUCCCUAGAAACGUUAAUUUCUAGUUUCCCUGUGAUAAUCGUUCAGGGUAGGCAAUAUCUUAAAAGGGUAUGACAAAUAUUCACAAAUGAAAAAUGAAGUGGGGGGAAGAAUUCCCACUCCACCAUUCAAAAGCCAGAUCUAUUGAGGUUUUUCUUUUUCUUUUCAAGGCAAGUCGGGGCUUUUAGAAACCUCUUAAAGAAAUUAGUUUAACAACUGUGGAGAAUCUCUCUUGCUGCCCGAACAUGAUACUCAGGUGUGGUACUAUAAGAAUUGUUUGCUGUUGAUCCUUAAGAUCACAUUGGGAUAUAGAGGAGGAGGAAGCAAGCCACUUCAAGUUUAUACUAGGUUAAACAGAAUUGUGCUUGUUUCUUGUCCUGAAAUAGCCUAAUAAUCUGCAGUGCUAGAAAGGGCAUCUCUCCUGUUCAUCUUCCUUUUAGUAAUGUACUGACAUGAUUAUUUUGCAAACCAACUGAAACCCUUCCCUGAAGCUCAGGAGAAAAUCAUACAUGACAUGCUCCUUCACAAUGUCAUUGAAAUCCCUGCUGCAAAUCUCCUUCAACUUGUGCUCUCGAAAGAGAGAAAACAUAUCCAAUGUCAUAAUGCACCAACUUGUUUUCUGAAGCUUAACUUUCCUUUAUAAGUGCUCAUUAAAACUUAAUAUCUAGUCAGAUAAGUGCUCUUUCAAAGUGGCUAACUUGUGUCCUUUCAGAUAUUGCUGGACUACACUUCCAUCAUCCUGGCUGGGGCUGGUGAGAAGUAGAGUCCAGUGGCAUCUAGGCGGCGAAUACCCUGUAGCCAUGUAUAAUAAACCAUAGGCAAGGGGCCAUUUUCCCAAAAUACCUAAGUAUUGUCAGGGCUUCGUUCAGGUCAAGGAGAUCUCCUUGGGCCUUUCACAGGAAAUGAAGCUUUUCUCUAAAAGUAGGUGAAUGUGUAACUUCAUGAACACAAUAGCUGCUAAUUCUGAUGCUCUUUCUUGAUCUUAGCGGAGAGAAAGUAGCUCAAGGUGUUCUGUCACCGAAGCUUACAUUUCGGCAUCCAUUUUGGGGGAGAUAACACGACAUCCUCUUCUCUUAACUGAUCAGAGCUAAUGGACACUAGGAUGAUAGUAGAUGGAAGGAGUUCUCACAGGCACUUCUAAUGGCACGUUUCCCUGUGGAAGCCUGGAAGGAUGAGCAUGUUGGUGUUUCAGUGACAGAAAUGUGACCCGACAAGAGGCUGCAGUUGUAAUGCUCCGUGUGCUUUGAUUUGCAGCCACCCAACGUCAUGUUGCAGUGCUGCAGAAAUCAUGUCUGUGCUGUUUUUCCAUACCAUGAGGUACAAGCCGCAGGAUCCCAGAAAUCCUAACAAUGACCGGUUUGUUCUUUCCAAGGUAAGAGCUAGAUCUUUUUCAUUACUCUCCUGAAGGCUAGCUCUGAUUGAAUACUCUACUCCGUUUCCUAAUGGCUCUUUGCAACAGGGGAAAAAAAUAUCCUCAGCAGUGUUCUUAUACAACAAUGCAAAAAACCCAAGAAUUUCUUUGCCAUCCUUCACAAUUUCUGCGCUGACCCUUGGAUUCAUGCACUUGUUUCAAACUCCUUGGGCUUUUGAGACAUUAGCUCAAAUGCCAAUCAAGUUAGUCACACCUAAGUCCUAUUGGAAUCAGUAGGACAAUUAACCAACAGGACAUUAAUUUCAGUGGAACUUGAAAUUCAGCCGGCUGUCUUUUGCUUUGGGCUGUUACUCCUUAUCUCUACCUCUUUGUACACCCUGAGAUGGGGGGUGGGGCUCAAACCCACUUAUGAAGAGAAGCAAACCAUUAACCAGGAGGCACCAUAUAUUGCAGGAUCCUUGGGAUUUUGUUUUCUCAUCUCUCACUUUGGGCAUUUGCUUCUCUCUACAAUGAGCAGAGGGACGCGGGUGGCGCUGUGGGUUAAAGCCUCUGCACCUAGGACUUGCCGAUCGAAAGGUCGGCGGUUCGAAUCCCCGUGGCGGGGUGCACUCCCGUCGUUCGGUCCCAGUGCCUGCCAAUCUAGCAGUUCGAAAGCACCUUCGGGUGCAAGUAGAUAAAUAGGGACCGCUUACCAGCGGGAAGGUAAACGGCGUUCCGUGUGCUGCGCUGGCUCGCCAGAUGCAGCUUGUCACACUGGCCACGUGACCCGGAAAUGUCUGCGGACAGCGCUGGCUCCCGGCCUAUAGAGUGAGAUGAGCGCACAACCCUAGAGUCUGGCAAGACUGGCCCGUAUGGGCAGGGGUACCUUUACCUUUACCUUUACUACAAUGAGCAGAACACAGGAGGGACUGGGAGAAAGUAUUUGCAGCCUUCUGGUCGUUGACUUCAAAUAUUUUUUUCCCUUUGCACAUGUAGACAUACCUAUUUUUUUUAAACUUUCCCUUAUUGCUGUUCUAACUGCUUGUCUGCUUCCACCCUCUUUUCCAUUACUUCCUACUCCUGUUUUUGCCAUGUUUGCCAUGCUGUUUCCUAUUCUAGAACAGCCGUCCCCAUUUUCCGUUGAGCCCCUUUCCCCCCUUCUAGUUCACUGUCCCUUUUUGCCUCAUUUAAACUCUCCGAUUUGAAUAAGACCCUUCAGCAGAGACCAUGUCACUAGUGUGAUAUCUAAUAGUUUUUCUCCUCAAUAGUUAAUUUAAAAAAAAAAAAAACCACAAGAGCUUUGCUGCAUCAAGCAGAAAUCCCAUCUACUCUAGCAUCAUCCUGUUCUUGCAGUAGACAACCAGAUGCCUGCAAGCAGAAUAUGAGGACAACAUGUUGACAUGAGCAUUUCCAUAUCCUUGCAUGCUAUUUUGCCUCUCUUCUUAAGAUGGUCUGCAAUUGCUGAUUUUGUUUCUUCCCCUUCGUCUAGGGUCAUGCAGCCCCAAUCUUGUAUGCUGCCUGGGCUGAAGCAGGCUUCCUCCAUGAAUCAGAGUUAUUAAACCUGAGGAAAAUUGAUUCCAUUUUGGAAGGCCACCCUGUGCCAGUGAGUAUUUCGGGAAAACGCAGGGAGAUUGCCUUAGGAAUCAAAAUGUUUGUGCACCUUUUACACUACUGUCAACAUCUGGUUCAUAGUGAUAGUUUAGCAAUGCUUUAACAGAAGUAAACCCAUGAGUUGACAACAAAUGAAGUAUAGUUAAAGGUGUCCCGUUCCCCCGAGAAAGCAACCAAAGAAGAUUACUUUUACAUUUUAGAAGGGCACUCAAUGCCUUUACUUUCAUGCACGUCAAUAUUAGCCAUGGUAUUAAAACAGGAUCCUGCCAACCUAGCAGUUCAAAAGCACAAAGUGCAAGUAGAUAAAUAGGUGCCGCUCUGGCAGGAAGGUAAACGGCGUUUCCGUGCACUGCUCUGGUUCUCCAGAAGCGGCUUAGUCAUGCUGGCCACAUGCUGACCCGGAAGUUGUACGCCGGCUUUCUCGGCCAGUAAAGUGAGAUGAGCGCCGCAACCCCAGAGUCGUCUGCAACUGGACCUAAUGGUCAGAGGUCCCUUUACCUUUACCUUUAUUAAAACAGGCUACUUUUUAUGAUGCUCUGACACAUCUCUCAUACCUCUGAGAAUGGAUGGAUGCUUCAUCACAAAUCCCCUCUACACACUGCCACUGCCUGCCCUAGAUGCAGAAGCCCAUGGAAGUGGCUGUAGAGUUUGAUCUCUCACCCUCUGCUCUUGAACGUGGUAGAAGGGCAGAUCCAUGGACAGUUGCCUGGUCUCAGUCUGCUUUGUCUCUGGACUGAUGUUAAGAGGGAGCGUCGCCAGGCACAGGUUCACCUAGUGAGCAGCUGUUUUUGAAAUGUACAGUUGAUCAAGAUAAUUAGUUCAGCAUGCUUUCUUCGUUUGUUAGAAUCUAUUUAACAUGACCAUUGCAACAGCUGCCAGCUAAGAGCAGAAAACGGGGCUUUAAAUAUUUGGGGCAGGUGCAGCUUUUGCAUCUCAGACCUUCAGAGAUGUGCAGUAUAGGUUAUGACUGCAGAGUAAUACUUAACUCCUGACACACCUGUAUUGCAUUAAUUUACUCAUGUAGGGUUGCAUCCGGUGCUGCUGAUCUGCUCACACAACAUACUACCUCUUGCACAUGGGAAUGUCUGCUUCCUCUUCCCCGCAGCCCCUUGUGCACCCUUAAAAUCUGAUUCAGAGCAGAUUUUGGGGUCACACAGAAGACGUAGGGGUAGUAGUCUUGUUGCAUGAAUGGAACGCCAGUUGUAUUGGAUGCAGCCCAUAGGCUCUUCUCAUGACUUCCUGAAGUGCUCAGAGGGAGUGCUUGAUCUGGCAGCUAAGGCUGACUAAGGGCUAGAUUUCAAGGGCAGGGUGGGGUUGGGUGGGGUAUGGUACUUAGAUAAUAUAGAUGGCUAAAAAGAUGAGUAUUGAUGGCGAAAAGAUGAGUUUCACAAAUUAGUCUUCAGAGAGUUAGGUUGGUAUCUUUCCCUGCUUCACUAGAUGUACCUGUGGGAACUUUGAGUCAGGGUUGAACCUGCAGCCUGUUCUGAGAAUGCUUACUUGGAAGUAACCCCAACUGGGCUCAAUGCUGGUGUGCCUAGGAUUGAAAGCUUUAGAGUUUAUGAAGUAGAUAUUCUUUUGAUUACAUGCUAUUGCUUCUUUUUAGAAACAAGCAUUCACUGAUGUCGCUACUGGAUCGCUCGGUCAAGGAUUGGGUGCUGCAUGCGGUAUGGCUUACACCGGGAAGUACUUUGACAAAGCCAGGUAUCUUGAAAAUAUUUUACCCUCUUUGCUUGGAUGGAGGUGUAUGGAUGGAUAAGGAAAUGAAGCAAAACUGCCCAUGAUGCUGUUACACAAUCAAGUUUCCAAUCUCAAGUUUGAGAAUCCAGACCCUGCUAAAUUAACAAGAUUCAUCUGUUGUUAAAUUGGGCACAGAGCAAAGAAAUGCCAAAUCUGGUCCACAACCUUUUGAAUUGCAAUUAUAGCUUGUUCGGUGCCCAUGUACGUAUGAGAGAAAGAGCAAGAAUCUCCAUAUCUCUGCAGAAAUAAUGCUAGUGACAAUGGAAUAGAAAGGUGACUUUAUAUGAAAGCAGUAUUUAGCUUGAGCGAAAGCGAAUUUUGUUCAAAGAUUGUUAUGGCAACACAGCGUUGUCCAACAAAGGUGUUAGAGGAUAUUAUGCAGAAGAGCCCUGUUGUGCGACUCGUAGUGAGUUCAAGGGCAAUAGUCCUGUUAGAACUGGUAUGAAAAUCUUCAUGUGGUGUUAAAGAAAAGUAGAUAUCCAAAGGCAUUUGUCUGUGUGUAUUGGGGAAGUUGAUGUAUUUUUUGUGAAAGUAUUAGAGCAUGAAAAUCUGGGUUGCUGAGUAAAUGCAAUUUUACAUUGCACACUUCACUUGCUUGAAAGCAUUUCUGUGUACACUGAUGUGCUGAUCUUAAUGCAGCCUGGCAGGUGGUAUUCAUAGAAAGACUUUAUCUCUGCCUACGGUUGGUGCUCACUGGCUCUUUGCACGUCAUGCUGGGGAAUAGCCAGGGUUUUGUAAAGUCGUAAUUUAGCUAGGUGACUAAUAAAGUUUGCAGAUACGUGCUCUAACACAAAUGAUAUUUACUGUAGAUGAUAGCAUGAACUGCUCUCAUCAGUAUUUAUCCAUUUUUAUUCCUGCCUUGCUGUAUUAUUGCCAGCUUGCUAUAUUCACACACCCCACCUCACCUCUCACACAAAUACAUUUAUUUUGCACACUGAUGUUUCGGCAAAUAGACAAAUCAGCCCAGAAAUUAUACAGUCAUCUGUAAAGUAUUUGAGGAAGUAGGAAAUGCAGAAAAGCUAAACUGGGGGGGGGGGGGACCCUGUCACUUGAAGUUGAGUUUGAUUCACAAAAUCUUAGAGAGAGGAAUGUUAAGUCCAUCUAGGAUUGUCAACUUUGUUCCAUCAGCCUUCUGGGCCUUUUAACAGCUGCAUAUUAGGUUUAAAUGCUGCUGCCAGUGCAUUCCCCAUCAUGAGAUACUGGGAUGGGUCACAAAUCACCCAUUGAAUGUCUGCCAGAAAAAAAUGGCAUCAAAUUGCACAAUGCAGCAGUUACUUCACAGUGGCUCUUUCUAUCCCUUGCUGUCCCUACCAGGAUGCAUCACAAUCCAUAUUGGCCUUUGCUCAUUUGAAAAAAUCAUAAAGUAGAACUGUCACCUGAUUAAAGAAAUGCUAGUUACUUGAUCAUAUGGUUUUUAGUUGACUAUGACUGUGUAAAUUUGCAUCAGAAUAAACAACAAUGCAAGCAUACUCUUGAAUGCCUGCACAUGUUGCAGUAGGCGCCAUCUUACUAGAGACCUUUCAUCCUCUGUAAGAGAGAGAGGACAGGGGAUGCCUCUUCAAAGACAACACCUGCCCUCUGCAGCUUUUUCUAAGAACGUUUUAAAAAUCGGUUCUUUUGCUUUGCUUUUUAAAACUCACAGACCUUGUAAAUAAGCCCAUAGAAGUUACUAGCCUGCAGAACUGUUUACAAGCUUGCUGGCGGCUAGCAAAGGAUGGAUGGAGAGCUCUGUUCCUUUUGCAGCAAGCUGUGGCAUUUCUGUGCUGGAAGUAAAUGGGAAAGGGUUUCCAUCCUCCGGCAGCUCCCUUAGUCUCUCUGCUGGUUGCUCAGCAGGGACAGACUCGUCUAUCCCUCUGUUAACACCACUCACUUGCCUGCUUAGAAUAGCAUCAUGCACUCAACCUGCAUGCAGUUCCUAAUCACUUGUGACUACCAGGCUAGUGCUUAAAUGCAAGGCUGAGUCUUGGGCACCUUUUUAAUAAAUCAAAAAAUUUCUAAUCUAUAUUAAUAUAAUCAGCCGUACCAAGAAGGAACAUUGCUGUGCAAGACUGUCGCUCCCAGUGCUUUUACAUGUGGCAGAUGCUAAUGACACGAAAGAAGUGGGGGUAAACCCAGUAUAAUGGAAGUGGGGCUGAACCUUUUAUUUAACUGCAGUAGGCCACAACUGAGGGCCAAAUUAAACUUGACUCUAAAUGCAUUUGGAAGUUGCAUUUGUAUGUUUGGUUGUUGUUUUUUUACAGCUAAUAGCAAUGUGUGGGUGGGAAAUUCUAUCCUCUGCUAAAUAUGCCUCAUGCUGUCACUUCAGCCCAGAAAGGGAGUUUCCAUUGGUGCUGGUUGGAGCUAUGAACUAUAAAACAAGCAAACAAAACUUCAAGCAUUUUAGUGUCCCAACUUGUUUUCCCUUGAGGUAUAGCAGUUCUUACAGGUUAAGCAUUUAGACUCAAAUAUACACAUUGAAUAAUGUGCAAAUCCUUGCCUCUGGCUGGAUAGAUUAUAAGCAGCACUUGUUAAGUAAUAUCUGAGCUUUCCCAAGGAUUUUGCUGAGUCACAGUGAUGGUGUGUUUAGCAGGCACGCAUUCAUUCCAGCUUUACAGUAAGAGUCAUUGUUAGAGCACCUUUCCCCCCUCAAGGUUACAUUCUCGUUCUACAAUAAUUGGCACUAAUGACUCACAGCUUCCCUCUGGUUACUCAUUUUGAUUACCUUUAGGUGAGGCUUUGACUUAGGCGGAAAAACCAAAAGUAGAGAAUAAUGUGUGUUUCAGAUUAUUCUUGCUGCUCGUUACGAGAUCCUUAAAUACUUUCUAGGGCACACGGGCACACAUUAUUAGGCCUCUUAACAACCACAGCAGCCUACAGGAACAAAUGAAGUUAGUUCAGUGAACUACACUAGGAGGGCUUGAAUUUUGGUCUUAAAAACCUGCAUUAUGGAGCUGAAUAAUACUUGUCUGCAGCCCUGUUUCUCAUGGUGUAUGACUAUGAAAAAAAGCUGUCCUCUCAGGGCACAUUUAAGUUAGAAUCUUAAAACCAAUAUUAACCUGUGCUUAAGGUUCCAGUAAUGUCAGACAUAGCUUCUAAAUGACUGUAAUUUUGCAUGGGUGCUGUAAUUUUGCAUGGGUGCUGUAAUUUUGCAUGGGUGCUGACAGAAUCUUGCUGCAUCAGAGCAAAGACCUAUCUAGUCUAGCCGGUUAGAUGCCCCAUGGCAGCCCACAAGCAGAAUAUGAAGACAUUUCCCACUAUUGUUUCCAGCAACCGUAUUUCAGUGGCGUCCUGUCUAAAUCUGGAGGUAGCAUAUAGCCAUCAUAACUAGUGGCAGCUAAUAGCCUUUUAUAUUCUAUGAAUUUGUCUAAUCUGCUUUUAAAGCCAUCUAGGCUAGUGGCUGCUAUCAUAUCCUGCAGCAGCUCAUUCCAUAGGCUCAUUCCAUAAAGGGAGGAGAGGGCUUUUUAAUACGAUCAAUACUUCCCAUGAUUCUUGGGGAAGGGGAGAAGCCAUGACAUUUAAGGCAGGCUUAUGUCUGUAGUGCAAGCCUGAUCAUAUAACAGGACAUCGGAGAGUAUCCACAAGCCUUGUGUGACCUGUCAAACCAAAUCCCCAAAUGCAGGCAUAAAUCUUGUGUCCGUACCCCUGCGGAUGGCAGCCAUAAGAAAUAUGGCAUAGCUAGCGUAAAGCUUUUAUCUGCACAUGUGUAAGUUUUCUGUGAUUACUUUGACACAGCCCUAAAAAGUUGUGUUUUCUUCCUCCUGUCUUCAAAACUGACUCAUUAUUUCAAAUUAGAUUUUAAAAUUAUGUUUUGGUGACUAUUUUCCAGAACACAUUUGCUGAAUUGCUGGUAGAAACAGAAAGCUGGACUAGAUGAGCCUUUGUCUGAUUCACCUUUUAGGCUUGUAAACUUUAUUUUAUGUCACAUCCAGUACUAUAAAUCACUUAAGCUUUUCCAGUAUAGAUGAGUCACAAACCAACACAAACAAGACAUUUGGAUCGACCCAUCUAAUGAAGAUUGUAUACUUUCUCUCUGAUUAAAGGAAUAAAUCAAAAUAAAGUGGCCGCCAGAACAGAAAUAACCUAAGACAUCUUAAUGCCUUUAGUAUCAUACACCCAGAGAGCAUGCUUUGGAAACAUUAUAGCAACCUUUCGCAAACUUGGGUCCCUGGAUGUUGUUGAACUACAACUCCCAUCAUUCCUAGCUACCAGGACCAGCGGUCAGGGAUGAUGGAAGUUGUGGUCCAACAACAUCUGGGGACCCAAGUUUGAGAAAGGCCGUGUAAUAGUAUGCCAAGCGCACUCGUUCUGACUACAGCAAAGUCAGCGGUGGGAAACUUAAGACCUUUCAGAUGUUGCUGGACUAGAAACUUCUGUCCAGCAUGGCCAUUGCUCAGAGAUAGUGGGCACUGUAGUCCAAGGCAUAUGGGCAGCCACAAGUUUCCUGCCCCUGUCCUAAUGGUGAAACCGAAUGUAACGGCAGCAGGUCUGUGUUGAAAUCCAGUUCUUCCCCAGCCACACAGGAAGCUGGGGAUGGUGGCAGGGUCUGAAUUUCAGAAUAAAAGGAAGUGAUAUACCGGACUUUCCAUCGCUGUCACUUGAAGUUUUUUUUUUAUACCAAAAGUCUAUCAGGCUAGGAAGCAUGUGCCUGGCAUGAUGGGCUUUAGAGAUGUAAGUCACGGAGGUGUCCUGUGCCCUGCCUGCCUUUUGCUCCUAAGAUCCAAACCUAUUUUCUCCAGAUACACAGAUAUGCUGCUGUAACACCUAACUAGGUUAUGUAAUAAUGAUGCAACAAAAAAUGGUAAAAAGAAAGGAAAGUAUUUAAAAGCAAAAUUCUAUGUAGGAAGAGUGCCAUUUAAAGGCAAAAUGUUUCAUUGGGGCUACCGUUGUAUUGUCCAUACUGUGUAGGCUUAUCUGAAAAAGUGUUUUUCCUCCUUUGUCAACUUACGAUACUGAAUAUUUAGUCCCUGCUUUUUGUUGUUCAAUACGCAGCUACCGUGUUUAUUGUGUCCUUGGUGAUGGAGAAUUGUCUGAAGGUUCAGUUUGGGAAGCAAUGGCCUUUGCUGGGUUCUACAAGCUGGAUAAUUUGGUUGCUAUUCUUGACAUUAACCGACUUGGACAAAGUGACCCUGCGCCUCUGCAGCAUCACGUUGAAAUCUACCAAAAACGUUGUGAAGCCUUUGGGUAUGUAUGUAUGUAUGUAUGUAUGUAUGUAUGUAUGUAUUUGAGAAAUAUAUGAUGUCUUCAACCUUGGUUGCUCUGUGCUCUUUUCAAUUUGUGGAUUGGGUUCAGAGGAUCAUUAAAUGCAGAGUCAAAAUCUCUAUGGGCAGCAGUCUUCCCACAGGGCUCUCCUGCUGAAGGAAGAGGGCAUUUCCCCCCUGAUUCCUCCCCCAAAAUUCCUGUGCUCUCUGAAAAGCUGCUCCAGAGUGUCAGGAUACAGAGUGCAUGGGGCUACACGGAGAAGGCAGAUUUGGUGAAAAUCACCUUGUCUUCUUCAUGCACUGGGAGCCUCCACUGAAUCUCAAUCCCUUCCACAAACAGAGACGUCAGCAUCCAACUUGGAGCCAUGAUAGUCAGUAUAAAGGGAUCAUAAAUACAGAAAAGUAAAGGCCAAUACAGGUUGUUAAAUUUUGUCCAGGAGUCAGUCCGUUCUUUCAUUUGAAGGGCACAAAAUGGCAAGGAAGCGGUUUUUUUAUUUGUUUAGCUGUUCACAGUCAUGCUUUCAUAGCAUUUAUUUCUGGCUCUGUUGAAAUUUGUCACAUUUGAGGAAACUGGCUAUUUCCUCACUCCUUAAAACACACUUAAAGGCCCCAUUGAACUAUUUGAGCCUUUAGGUCACAUAGGUGUUGCCUCUAUUUCAGAAAGGAUUUAUUGUUAUAGAUUCUUGUGUCCUUAACAAGUAUUCUAGACCUUGCUUUAGUUUAUAGUUAUUUUAAUAAAGUGGUUAAACAGGUUGAAGGUACCUUAUAGCCUUUGUGCCCACAAAGAGAAUGCGAUAGUAAGUGGAAAAAGUAAAAACUUAUUAUUCAGAGAGCUAAUUCUUGGUUUUUGCAAAGGUCCUUUAUGCUUAUGAAUACUUGGAAGAUAUUUAUCUUUUAGUCUAUGACACAUUCUUGCCUAAUAUUCUUAGCUACUGGUUCUUUUAUUAUUCAUUUAUAAAGGUUAGGCUGAAUAUGCUAGGACUAAAAUUUGCUACUGUUCAGCGUGCCAUAAGUCAGAGACGAAGACGAAUAAGCUAAGGCUACAAGCCCAAGUGCAACAUUUUCUGAUUCUGACAUGUCGCUGGGAUCCAGAGAACUGUAAGCAUCCAGAGAACCUAAGCAUCCAGUAGAGCUUGGUCUUAAUUUCUUUCAAACUGCAGCUCCCCAGGCCACAUGGUAAACUACUGAGGAGUUUGAUAAAGCGAACUGUGAUACAGCUUGGGCUUCGCUGUUCAAAAAACAUAGCAAAACAUCUCAUUGGGCGUGCCAAGCCCUUUGGUGCACUUAAGCUAUUCUUUGGAUCUUAGCUGCAUCUUGCAACAAAAAAUGCCAUCGUGUAGCUUAUUAAUAAUAUAUAACUAUAUGUACCAGUUCAGUGCUUGCUUUUGCUUAUUCGGCACGGAGCUCUUAUAAAAAGCUUUGCCUCUGCAAAUCCUUUUAAAAGCUAAUCUGUUUGUUUGCCUUCCUAGCUGGCAUGCUAUCGUCGUCGAUGGGCACAGUGUGGAGGAACUGUGCAAAGCCUUUGGCCAGGCCAAACAUCAGCCAACUGCAAUUAUUGCCAAGACUUAUAAAGGCAAAGGAAUAACAGGUGAUGCCAGGCGGCAGACUUUUCAGCUGAGCAGCAGCUACCGCUAUGAUUUGCUUGUUAAUAGUAUUUUUAGCCACUUUUUUUAUUAAGGAUAAGGAUGAUGAUAAGGAAUUACAUAGUGCUUUCAUAACACUUAUAUUGUCAUGUAAUCCUUACAGCAACCCUGCAUUAACGUUAACGCUGUUUUGCUGAAAGGGGUCUGAGACUGAAAGGGUGGUUUGCCUAUGGCCACCUAGUAAGUUCAAGGCAGAUGUGAGAUUCAAAAGCAGGGGUUUUCUGACUACAAGUUCAGUCUUUUCAUCACUAUGCUACAUCAACUAUCACAUUUAUUUCUCUCAUAUAUAUAUAUAUAUAUAUAUAUAUAUAUAUAUAUAUACACACACACACACAUAUACAUAAACAUAUAUAUAUAUAUAUAUAUAUAUAUAUAUAUAUAUACAUACACACUCAUAUAUAUAUAUACUCAUAUAUAUGAAUGAGAGAGAAAUAAAUGUGAUAGUUGGUGUAGCAUAGUGGUGAAAAGACUGAGCUACAAGUCAAUAUAUAUACUGCUUGAUUUCAGAAAACCUCAGAUUAUAUGUCAGUGUCAUUAAUGAUCCCAGUAGAAGAUGCUUACGCCACAUCACUAAGUGUGAAAGGCUUGAUUUCCCCCAGUAACACUUCAGUGUGAACCAGUUCUUUGAAAUCAGUUCCUCACUCAAGCUGAAACGCCUGCUAAACAUUUCUGCAUUUGCAGGUGACUAAAAUGGCAAGAUGGCUGACACCAUAUUACAGGGUGGCAUGUCGCCUUCCAGACAUUGCAGGAGUACAGUUCCCUCUAUCCCUGAGCGUUGGUCAGUGGCAUAGCUAACUGCUUGAGUGCCCGGGGCAAAUGCCCUGCACUCAGGGACGCUGCAAGCUGCUCCUGCGCGGAACCUCCACAGAAUCCGCAAGCCCCACAUUGCCGUUUCGGGCAGCACAGAGUCUGCAGGUGUCCGAGCCACCAUGUCACUCCCCAGGAGAGAUGUGUGGCUCGGGUGUGCUGCAGGUCAGGCCCCGUGAUCACCCCCCUCAGUGAUGAAACCUGGGGCGGCCCGCAUUCACCGCACCCCCUUCCUACAUCACCGGUGUUGGUCAUGUUGGCUGGGGUUGAAGGACACCAUGUUGUUAUCCCUGCCUAUAAGGUGACACAGUAUGUGCCAUAGUGGGAAACACUAGAUCUGAACUCUAAGCCUUUUCUUUUCACCCCAAGUUUAGCCGUAAAUUAUUCAGCAUAUCAACAUAACCCUUUGCUAUAUCUGAUGUUAUUUAGCCAGAUUUAUAUACACCACGAAAUCAAAAGCAAAUCAAAACACUAAACAAACCUGAUUAGCAUACCUCAGGACUUGAAUAAUAGUCUUCCACACAAAUUAUAUAAAAUGUGAUCCAUCUGGGAUAUUAAGCAGAAAUAUUUUUUAAAGCCCUGUUCUUAACAGAGCAUAACUCAUUGAUUAUUGUAAAGGAAAAGCUUUUUGUGCAAUAAACACGGUACAAAAAUGUCAAGCAUGGUGCUGAGAUGUAAAGCUAAAUAAAAUAGAAGUUUAGGCUCAAUUCAAGGGGGAUGAGGGAAGAAGAGUGGGCUAGCAUAAAGGAGAAUGCCUGUAUAUGUACUUCCAUAUUCCUGAGAAUGGUUAUGGUCCAAAAAUUAAGCCAUCAGGAAAAGUGGAGUGUGCAGUAUUCAAACCAUAAAUCAAUGUACUACUUCAAGAGAAUCACAUGGACAUUUUAAAAAAAAUUCAGUAGUUGUUAAAUAUGAAUGAGAUGCUCACUCAUAUCAUAUAUUUAUAUCAAAUGAAGUUUGAGUUAGCCUUCAAAAUAUAUCUUGUGCUUUUCCUCCUGCUUCACGUUAAGUAAUCUGCCACUUUUUGGUAAAUAGUAGGUAGGAAUCGUCUUCUGUUUGGCUCUUCAGUAUGAAUUGUGAGCUGUCACAAGUGGCAGGACACAUCAAAUGUUUCAUUAGCCGUGCAGCGGAGAUCUUUGUGCUCCUCCUGCCUGCUUGGCAGUCUGUGCCCAUUAAAAAUUAAAUAAAGCCCAGGCACAUCUGCUGAAUUUGGAUACGUGCAAGGAUGUGAAUUCCUUUCUGCUCUGGUAGAGAACCAGCUGAAAUCACAAUGAAUAAUGAAUCUCUUUGCGCUAGGCAACUGGGGGUUUGUGCCACUAUGCAUUUAUCAUGUAUUCCCCCCUCCUCCCCAUUAUGUUACAUUUUUAAUCUUGUGCAUCCAUCAGCUGGCUUAAGCCAUUUCAAAAAUAGCUAAAUAAACUUAGGAUAUUUGUCAUUUUUCAGGAACAAAUGCUGCCAUUCUGUGAGACUUCUGUAUGGCGAAAAGAAUCCAGUAUUUAGCUCCUGUUACUGUGAGAGCUCAGUCUGUCUGAUGCUCUUUCCCGAAGCAAAGAGACGUUUCGUGCUUGCACAGAGUGCCUGCUUAUUCAGGUCCUUAAUUACAGAAUACCUAGCAUGUCAUUAUUGCAGUCAAGGUUAUUGAUUUGCUGGCUUGAUUUUAUUCAUUUACUUGAACACAUAGUGCACCCUGCUCCAAGGGUUUAGCUAGCAGUAUUGCAGAAGCAAAAUUGUGAUGAUACGUGUUGCAGAGGCUCAUGAUCUAAAGAGGACUAAGAGAGGCCAAAAAGGGAUAAUAGCAAUAUGCAUUUAUGUUGUAAUUGAACUGAUGCAGAUGUGUGCGUUAUAUUGGCAUUCUAGUGGGCCCAAGCACCAAAGGAGAUUACUCUAGAAAGGAGGUGACGAGAAGAUGAAGGGAGGAAUUACUAGGACUAUAUUUUUAUUAAUUGAUUGCUAGGUCCUUGGAGAAGCUCAGGAAUCUCCUUCCCAAUUUUAAACUCAAAGGAGUUCUGUGAAGUAGGUCAGGCUGAAUGAUAGUGACAUUGGAUGGGGGGGGGGGUAAGUGGGGAUAUUAACCCAAGUAUUUCCAGUCUUAGUAUGACACUCUCAUGACUGGCUCAGCAUCAGCAUCUUUGAAUAAUUGAAUUGGGAGUAUAAUGGGGAGGGAGAAGGAAUUUGGCUGUAGGAGCAUCAGGGAAGAGUAUGUCAGGAGACCUUCUGCAGGAUCAAAGGAAUACAGUAACAGGAAUGAGGCAGGCUAAGGCAUUGCUAGCUUAAACCUCAUAGGAAGAUGUUUGCAUUUGCAAAUAACCUUAUUAGGUUACUUGGGCCUAACUCAGAAGAAGCUGCUGAUUUUGGCACUUUGAGGAAGUGUAUUGUAUUUAACUUAUUUCCUUUUUUAAAUUAUGUGUAUGGUAAUCCGCAGGUGUUGAGGAUAAGGAAAACUGGCAUGGCAAACCUCUUCCCAGAAACAUGGCUGAGCAAGUCAUUUCAGAGAUUGAUGAUAGAAUCCAGAACAAGAAAAAGCUUUCUCCAGCCCUUCCGCAGGAAGAUGCACCAGUUGUCAGUAUCAGAAAUGUCAAGAUGCCUUCACCACCAAAUUAUAAGUUGGGAGAGAAGGUAUGAUGGUGUUUCUCUGUUCUCCUCAAGCAAUUCUAGUUUAGGUUUAUAUUUGUGAUUGGAAAGGUGCUUUUGCUCACUAUUCUGGGAACUGCGUUUUUUAUGGAGUUGAUUAAUAAGAAUAAACAACUUUCAGUCCAGAAUUCUGUAAAAUAUUCCAGAUGACAUUCAGCUGCCUACUCAGUGGAGUUCUAAUUGUAAUUAAUUCAUCAUAGUAGCAAAAUGCCCAUUCAAAAUGUCACACCUUUUGGGAGAAGAGUAAAUGCUAUUUCAAACUAUUGAAGAUGAGCCAAACUUGAUCUUGUACAUGUGAGUCUCAAAGCAAAUGUUUUACUUCAUGCCUGUUUAAGGCCAUAAUUCUAGUGAGUCACUUCUAAGGUAACUGCUAAGAAUGGGACUUGUGGAGCCAUCACACAUGAGAUGCCUUGCGCAUUCAGGAUGGCUGCAAGUGAAGGCUGCAUGUCCCUACUUCAGACUGGAAGGGAUACAUCCUGAUCAAAUUUGGUUGUCAUUUUUAGACCCAGGUAGACUUCUUGUUUCUUUAAGAAUGAACCAGGUAGAGAGUUUGUCUGUCCCUCUUGCCUAGUAGUGGCAAAGUCACAAUACUGGUCAGUUGUCUCCUUCACCUGCUGUGAUGCAGAGCAAGUUAUAGCUGUCAGGCAGCUGAACUAAUGCAGCAAAUGGGAGAAGAAAAGGAAGACUUACCAGUCUCUCUCCCUGUCCUCAGAUUUGAAGAGCAUGGAAAUCUUACCUGAGCCUGCAGACAAAAACCUUAUGGAAACUCUUAGAUGCCAAAGUAAACAGAGACAGAAGGAGAAACUCAUGCAAGGGUGGUUUGGGGUUUCCACUUCUCUAGGGAAGUGCUGGUUGUGUUCCCAUGGCUAGCUUUUAGUCAAGUAAAGGACAACACUGCACUUGGUGUGACUGUAUGAGGACAACCUGGCUUCUCUCAGCACAGUUUCCCCUGAGGCCUUUUCCUAGGUCUUUCUGCUUCAGCUGUGAUGUGUUUGAUGACUAGAGGUAUAAAGACCCUUGUACUACUAGCACAACACCAGAAAGCUUGAAGUUAACCAGGAUUGCAAGGACAUAUUAUAGAUGCUUCAGUUAGCUAUGAUAAUCUCUGUGCUUAGGAUCAGAAUGGUAAACAUUUAAAAUGUUGGCCGUAUGUAUGAGGUACUGAUGUAACAUACUAUAACAUACAGGGGAGCAUUAGAGAUUCUUUGAAACUCUUCAGUGUAAGAGUUGGUCAUGCAGAGUUUUGCUUUGGACUCAUUUUCGAAGGUUUUUUAUUUAUGUGGUUUGCAAUUGCAGCAUAACAGAAUAAUUGAACAUAAUGAAAAUGGGGCAUCUAUGCCCUUUUCCUCUCCACAGUUUGCUACUCGCAAAGCUUAUGGCUUGGCCCUUGCCAAACUGGGCCAUGCCUGUGACCGUGUGGUUGCUUUGGAUGGGGAUACCAAAAAUUCCACUUUCUCUGAGCUCUUCAAAAAAGAGCACCCCAGCCGUUUCAUUGAAUGCUACAUCGCUGAACAAAACAUGGUAAGGUGUUUCUUCGUUUGUUUCUUCCUUCAAACUAAGCAGGUUUUUUUUGGAUAAAUUCUCACUCUCAUAAUUAAACCAUUGCCAUUACCCUACCUUUAUAAAUAAGGUUUCGUAUUCAACUAAGUCUUCCUUGAAGCAGACCCUUUGAAAUCAAUAGACUCAAGUUAGUGCUGUCCGUUGAUUUUGGUGACUCUCCUCUGAAGAUGACUUGGUUAGAUACAAUGUCCUAAAGAGCUUCGAGCAGUGGUUCCCAACCUUUGGGGGGGGGGGCAUGCCCCACCUAAACAUCUCUAAAAUCCUGAUCCUCCCCAGUGACAUAUAAUUCUUAUUACAGUGGUACCUCAGGUUAAGAACUUAAUUCGUUCCGGAGGUCCGUUCUUAACCUGAAACUGUUCUUAACCUGAGGUAUCACUUUAGCUAAUAGGGCCUUCCGCUGCUGCCGCGCGAUUUCUGUUCUCAUCCUGAAGCAAAGUUCUUAACCCGAGGUACUAUUUCUGGGUUAACAGAGUCUGUAACCUGAAGCAUCUGUAACCUGAGGUACCACUGUACUGUAUUCAAAAAGGGAACUAUUCAUGUGGAGGAAGCUAAAAGGCCAUUAACUUGGUCUAACUCAUUCUCAAAUUGCCCCCCUUAAAAAUAAAAUUGCUGCCCUGUGGGGCGUGUGCCCCAUGUUGGGAACCACGGGCUUAGGGUUUCUAGGUGCACUGCAACAUGCAACGGCCAGGUUGAUUCAAGGGCACAUUUCAUAGUGCAUCAGCCCCAUAGUUCUCCUCCUCUUUCAGCCCCAUAGUUAACCUUCUCUUUGCCUCCCACCUCUUUCAGAGCAUCUCCUGCCCUGUUUCUCCUUUCCCUCAGGCCUUGGACAGCUUGCUGCUGCUCUCCCUAUAUCCAGCCUACCAUUGUCAGAGAGCUUCUGCUUCAGAGCUCUGCAUAUCAGGCUGCUGUAACCAGAGCCAUUACUUCUAAUUUCUUGAGGAGCUUAAGCACAUUUCAUGCACCACAAACAUGUGCACGAGAGCAGGUUGCACUGCUAUGAUCAUUCUGUCGGCACACGUAACUCUUAUUUCCUUUCCCACUCCUCUGUGCACUCCAGCUCUAUUAGUCAAUUAGUGACGUAGCAAUUGGACCAAGAGCAUGAAGACCAAGUUCAUUCAUCCAUUAAACUUACCAGCUGAUCUUGAGUCAUUCCCAUCUUUCUCUACCUUGUUGUAAGGAUAACAUAGGGAGACGGGAAGAGCUUUGUAUACUGUCCUGAACUUCUCCUCGGAGGAAGAAUAUAAAUAUAUAAAACGUAUAUAGUUUAUAUAGGCAUAAAACAUUUAGCUAACUCAGCAUGUAGCACUCACAUUUUGCUGGAACUGGUUAAUCUGCUCUUCCCCUCCCCCCCCCCCCAAUUACAGGUGAGCGUUGGCGUUGGUUGUGCAACCCGGGACAGAAACAUUGUGUUUGCCAGCACCUUUGCCACAUUUUACACCAGGGCAUAUGAUCAGAUCCGCAUGGCAGCAAUUUCCGAGAGCAACAUCAACCUCUGUGGAUCUCACUGUGGUGUAUCCAUUGGUAAGCGUCUUCAAAUUUAUUCAGCAAAUUGCCUUAGUCUCCCAGAUGCAGGCACACAGACAGCUCAUAAAACUAAGGGGCAUGGUUAAAGUUUUAACUCCGUAUGAGUUUGAAACAAAUAUUCAAAUCUAAACUUUGCUUUACCCAUGAAGUGGAAGUAAUUUCAAAAUUCUGUAGGAAUCUCUCCCCCCUACCUUAUUAUCAUAGUCUACAAGUUUUAUUCUCUGCUUUUUAUUUGAUAUCACUUGUUGCAUCAUAGAGGAAAUGAGGCUUGUAAAACUGAUGGUCUGCUAAGUCCUUUGACCAAAGUGUACUUUUCAAACCUCACAUAGUUGAUCUGCCUACAAUAGACAUUCCAUGUAUACAUUAGAGACAAAUAAAGUGAGUUUUGGAUGUAUCAGAGAUUGUUCCAACAUGUGCUAGAAAAUGCUGUGUAUUCUCAUUUAGUUCCAAAUGACCAUUACACUUUACCAUUGUGUCAACGUGCAGGACGCUCUGGCUAUACCCAACAAAAUUAAAACAGCAAAGCAAGCUUUUCCCCCAAGCUUUUAUUCUAUUAUUGCUAUAUGGAUAAUGACCUUGUUUGUACACAAUACUAAACCAGACUAUGACUUAGCAAGAAUAAGCAAGCGUGUGGGUGCCCAGCAUGAAAACUGAUGCACUUUGCCAUUCCCCUGGUUCUGCUGCACUGUCAUGAGCCAAAUACAUGCUUUAAUUUAGCAUUUUGUGUAAACUUACGCUUGUGGUUAGUCUCGCUCCCAAUAAACCAGAAUUCAUACCAAGCAAAAACCUUGGUUAUUUGGGGGAGACAAGCCUCAAGUCUGUGUUCAGACGUAACCCUAAGUCAAACCCUGGUUUAGCUACAAGCGGUGCAAUAGCAUGACCAGAGAUAAGCAAAGUAGCCAUAAUUUUCUCUCUGGGUACCUGCAUGCUUGCUCAUUCUGGCCAAGACAUAAUUUGCCUUAAGGGUGUGUGCAAAUUGGGUUAUUGUGAACAGUGUUUUGUCUGAUAGAUAUGAAUAUUAAUCACCUUUGCCACCAGCUGCCAAAUCUUUGGGAGCAAUAUUGUUCCUUCAUAGCUCAUUGACAAAGUAUAUGGUUCAGUAAUGAUACCAUACUAAAAGCUGAUUAGAACUGCAAGUGGCUUAUCACAAAUUUCUUCUUAAAUCUGAGCUUUGGAAAGCACAGUGGAAGUUUCCUUAUUGGCUUAAGAGUUGCUCAUGCUGCACUCAGAGUUUGCACUGGAAAUGUAAGCACUGAAGCCUGAACAGCUUGGCAGUGGUUCAGGAAUUUUCAGCUUGGGCUUUGCUAUACUUGUCUCUCAGUGCUGUCGCAUGUUCAGGUUGCUCGCUUUAGCCAUUAAUUAGCCUCAGAUUCUUUCUAACACCACUUGCCACUUGUGCUUCUCUUCAAAGAAUUUCCAGUUGCUUCUUCAACAGUACAGUGAAGCCCUCUUUUAAGUACAGGUGCCAGUGUAUUUCAGUGCACACAUUCUAUUACUGUUUGUAGGGUGGGACAUGUGCUUUUGUUUUUUGCACAUGCCAAGAUCUUAUUUCAGUAGAUCUCUCACGGCCAACAGGAUAAAAGCUUCGCCUACUUCUGAAACGUGUGUUUGUAUGUAGGAGGCUGCAGGUUCAAUCCUUGCCCUUAUCAGGAAUGGGAUCUUAAGUUCCAAUGAUGAGAGAAACCUCUACCCCCUCAAGUUUAUUAAAAUGCAGAGAUGCACAACUGACUGGGGCUUUUUGGGGUCCUUGACUAAAUAGGUAUAUAUAUAAAGAAUGUGGUAGUGCCAUUUCCGUAACUCUCACUGCAUCCUGUGUGGCAAUUGUACUGAAACAGGAAGCAGACACUUUUCCACAUUUUUUUUAAAAAAAUGACUUUGGAGCGGCCCUCUGGCUCCUUUUUGAGGCAGACAGUGUUCACAAGUCAGUUCAACCAAGCAGAAGCUGGAAAAAAUGUACUCAGUUCUUCUAACUGGUUUCCUGUAAAUACUUUUCUUUUCCACCAGAAGGGCACACAUUCAUCCACAGCUCUUCCUACUGCUGGCUCUGGAGGGAUUUGAACUGUGCCAUUCACUGCUCUACACCCCCUCCCCAAAUAUAUCCCUAAUUAUAAUGCAUCUCUCUGUGGGUUUCAUUAAGCCAAUCUUCGCUGAAAAGUAAGCUUCUUAUGACCUUCAAGUGCCCCCUCCCAAGAUGGAACAUUCUGCUAGAAUCAUGAAUUCUUUUGUGUUCCACCAAUAAUUGAGACAUGCCUACUGUCACCUUGUACAUUUUUCUUUUGCCUGUUGGCUAAAAUUGUGUAUUUAUUUCCUUUCAUUUCUGUACUCAUGUAUGUAGCUCCAUAUCCAUUCUCCUUCUCCUUUUGCCUCUGUGGUAGUGGUGGUUUAGUUUCUGCUUUGUUGUUUCAGUUACCGUUAACGUCUGCAUUUUUCCAUGAUUUUUCUUUAUAACCCUAGUUUUCUUUCUUUUUAGUUUCCUUCUAUCUUCUUUCUUUGCUAUUUCCAAGUUUAAGCAGAAGAGGGUAGGUAGCCUUCCAUGUCCUGUGAGUGCCUUAUAUUUAUUUUGGAUGCCUUUUGUUUUAAGAAGUCUACAGAGAAGUUUGUUCACUUUUCGACACUGAUAUUUUUCUUUCACCCCCCGCCCCUAACCAUCUCUUUUCUAGGUGAAGAUGGACCUUCACAGAUGGGGCUGGAAGAUCUGUGCAUGUUCCGUGCCAUUCCUAAUUCAACUGUAUUUUAUCCUAGUGAUGCUGUAUCCACUGAAAAGGCAGUGGAAUUGGCUGCAAAUACAAAGGUCUGCAACUCUUCCGCAGGGUGCUUGCUUGGGAGUUUUAGAGCAGGGGCGGGGAAACCUGCUGGCCCUUCCCAUUUGACCUGCAAGUUCAUUUCAGGCAAGCCUUACACCUGACAUCAUAUAUGACAUCAGAUGGAGGAUAGGUAACGUUGGGACUCCUCAUUGUGCAGCACUUCCCAAGUGCAGUGGGCAUUAGGAAGGAAAUGUGCAAGGGACUUUUGACAGGUGUCAAUCGCCUGGCAUCCUCAUGAUGAUUGACAGUUGCUGCAUAGGGAUGGAGAAAAGAUAAGGAUCUGGCCCAUUACUGCCUCCAAAUCUGAUGUUUGCUCUCUUCUGUUGCAGAGGCAUAUAGGGAAGGGUGUCCAUUGCUGUGAAUUUGUCAGAGUUUCCUUGUUGGUUGGCUGUUUAUUUCAUUCCAUUUAUACCCCACUUUUCUUCUCUCAUGGAACCCAAGGUGUCAUGCUUAUAAUACCUGGGUGGUCACCCAUCCAGAACUAGACACACUCAGCUUUAAAAAGACUAGUUUUGAUGUUUGGAUUUUUAAAUGCCUUUUUUCCGUUUUGAACUUUAAUUCCAUGGGCUAUUGUGGGUGUUACAAUCUAUCCUGUGUUCAUUUUGAAAACAGGGCAUCUGUUUCAUACGAACCAGUCGUCCAGAAAAUGCUGUGAUCUACGGCAGCAAUGAAGAUUUCCAUGUUGGACAAGCCAAGGUGAGCGCCAUUUUGAAAGUUGCUAAAAGAUUUGAACUACAAGAACGUAGUCAUUGAACACUGUGAUUUUUACUAGCUUUUUCCAGUAAAUCUAAUUCUUUGUUUUACUGUUGUUAUCAGGUGGUAUUCAAGAGCAAAGAUGACCAGGUCACGGUUAUUGGAGCAGGAGUAACUCUGCACGAGGCACUGGCUGCAGCUGAGCAACUGAAGAGAGGUGAUUACACCAAACUCUUUUGAGAAAUGCACACCAGCCAUCUUGUAGGGAAGAACAUGAGGGCUAUAAAGGGCGGGGGGGAGGGAGAUAGGAAAUUCUUUAGAAGUGUAAUCUAAUUACUACACCUUUCCUUGGAGCCUUAAGUCUAUUUAUAAAAAAAAACAAGAAAAAAGUUAGUUUAAUAUAUAAAAUCAAACCCAAACAUGUACCUUAUCUGUAGCAACAUAGCCCUGGUACAAACAAUAGAAACUGGUUAAGAGACUGGGAAUGUGAUAUAGAUUUGCAUGGCCUCUCUUCCUUGUGAAUUUCCAUGGUUUGUUUAACAAUGGUGUAACAUUACGCCACUAACAUCACUGUUAAGAAUAGCUAACUAGAUUCCCUUUUGACAGGGACUGGUGAAUCUGAUGCAAACUGGUUCUAAAGACUUGAGGUCACCCUGGUUCGGAGUAACUAUGAUCAGCCUCAGUGCAGUGCAUGUACAAGACGAACCAUGCAUGAAAGGGAAGGAGGGAAAGGAGAAGUCAGUGAGCAUGUGGUAUAUUGAUUAGGAAUGCAGUCAUACCUCGGGUUAAAUAUGCUUCGAGUUGAGCGCGUUCGAGUUGUGCUCCUUGGCAAUCUGGAAGUAAUGGAGUGCGUUACUUCCGGGUUUCGCCGCUUGCGCAUGCGCAAACGCUCAAAAUGCCGUCACGCACAUGCACAGAAGCGGCAAAAAGUGACACGUGCACGCACAGAUGCGCUGUUGCUAGUUACGUUUACCUCUAGAUGCGAACGGGGCACCGGAACGGAUCCUGUUCGUAUCUAGAGGUACCACUGUAUUGCAUCUGCACAAGAUCUUACUUGAUGGAUGGUCCUGGAUAAGUAAACCAUGGUUUGCUUCACAGUAGAUGAAAUGUCACCUUUCCUGAAACAUACAGGUUGCACCAUACCUGAACACUUUCAGUUACAGGCUACCUAACUGGCAGUAGUUCACAUAUUCCCCAUCCUCAUUUUAUUCCUUGAAAGACAUGUGUUGCUACUCAUUUCACUGCAGAUAUCAUCAUUUUAGUAUCGGAAGUGUACUGGGCCAUGAUUAUCCAAGACUACUGGCAUUCUCCAACAUAACCUUUGGUGGAAUAAAGGAAAUCUCACUAUUGAGAAGUCCACAAGAUGAUAGUACUAAUAAGUUAAUGCAAUUAUAGCCAUUGGAUAAAUGAGCAGGCAGCUGUGCUUUAAGAAGACUGAAGCUGAAUGAUGACCUUGUGCUAUCUAGUUCUUUAGAUAUUCCAUAAGCUAGUUUCUGGGUGGCUUAAUUCUUCUGGAGAUCAAUUAUCAUAGUAAAGGUCCUUGGAAGUGGGUCAUGAGCGUCCUCAUUCUAGGGAAUGACAAAACGAGAAAGUAAGGCUUACGCUUACUUAUCAGUCAGCUUCUUUUUUACUUAUAUUCUGCCCAUUCUUAGAACCAAAUACUUAGUGGUUUCAAAGACCCCGUUGGAAUGCUUUAAUAAGUGUGUGUGAAACGUUAAACAUUAGCGAGUCCCCUCUCCUGUGUUUUGUUGAGCCACAUGCUCUGGUGCAUAAUUCUGUUCCCAUUCUUUUUCUCAGAAAAAGUUUCCAUCAGAGUGAUUGACCUUUUCACUAUAAAACCUCUGGAUAAGAAAACUAUACUUGAAAAUGCAAGAGCAACCAAAGGCAGAAUUAUCACUGUGGAAGACCAUUACUAUGAAGGUAGGUCAACACACGAUAACAAAGGGAAAAAAUUCAGUACUGUAUAUACGUCUCUGCCGUGGGUGUCCAUUUUUUUGUUUUGUUUUUUAAUUCCUCUUCUGUGCUGUUUCCUAACUUUGGAGGGUUUUUUAUAUUUUGUAUAUUGCAUUGGACAUACAUGGAAGGUGAUUAAUAACGAUGAUGAGAAAUACAUGGACACUGGUUAUUUUCUAGUUCCUGUGCUCUACCUAUACAUGGUACAGACACCUAGAGAAAUGAGAUUUCUCUCAUGACUAUCCUAGCUUGACAAUCCUAGCUCGGGUGUGCUCUUGCAACAGUUAAACAUUGUUGUGUUGGAGUUGCAUUUCCUGCUGUUGUAGUGGAGCUGCUGGCUCUCCAGAUAUCACUCUAUUAUCCCUGACCAUUAGUUGGUCGGGGCUGAUGGGGGUCCAACAUCAUCUAAUAAGCUACAUAUCUAAGACAUUGUUUCCUCUAUUUCAGAUAUUCAGGGUAUGAGCGCCAUUAGUUAUAUAGCCAAAAUGGCACCAUCCUCGCAGAAUGGGGAGGUAUCAGCAGGCUUGGGUGGACCCCAACAUUCCCAGAAAAAAAUUCUUUGGGUGGGGGGGAAUAGCUAAGGAACCUCAAAGGUGUCCAUUGAGGAAUGAACAAGCUCAUUGUCCUCAGAAUGCUGAUUGUUUGCUGUGGAGGGGCGGGGGAAUGAUAUAAUGGAAUGGAAUUUUGUGGAGGGAAGCAUAGCUAACUGGCUGGCUGGAACACUAAAAAGGAGCACUCCACACUGCAACAUUUUACCACAGGUCCUCCUUUAGACAUUUCUAAAAUAGCAUUUUUGUAUCUCCUGUGUCUUCAUGAUCAACUACUCUACUUGGAUGGCUUGUGUGGACUCUUGGAGAUCAGCUGUCUUGAUUGGGCAUCAAAGCAUUAAUCUUCUUAGAAGAAAAACUGUUUAGGCAAAAGCCUCUCAUGGGACAAACAACUUUGCAACCUUUCCAACCUUUCCAAUCCCUCUGAACUAUCCAAUUGUUUUCUUUUUAAAUAGCUGGAUUAAGCUGCUUACAAAGAAAUAAAGCUUGUUAGCCUUGACUUAUCAUCCAUUUGUAUAUUAUCUUUCCCUAGGUGGCAUUGGAGAAGCCGUUGCUGCGGCUGUGGUUGGAGAACCAGGGAUCACAGUCUCUCGCUUGGCUGUGUCCCACAUACCAAGAAGUGGAAAAUCAGCUGAGCUGCUUAGGAUGUUUGGCAUUGAUAAGGAUGGCAUCAUCCAGGCUGUGAAGGUGGCAGUGUCCAAAUCAAGGAAUGCAGAGUAGUUUGUGUUGUACACCCAUUGUGUUCUGGGGCAGUGUUUUGGGAUAAGGAUGGUUAAAAAGAAAACCAAACACUGUAGCUUUCAAACAGGGUUGAAAUUAUAUGCAGAGUUUUAAUGGAAGAAUUCUAAUAAAAGUAAAAGUUUUGGGAGAAAAA
Podarcis lilfordi (Lilford's wall lizard) is the source of this 35084-nucleotide messenger RNA. The record is from the annotation of a GenBank genome assembly. Lineage: Eukaryota; Metazoa; Chordata; Lepidosauria; Squamata; Lacertidae.